UGCAAGGAAGGGAGGAAGGUCUUUGUGUGAGUCAGGCCGCGUCGGUCACACCCAUACCCGGCUCUCCCCCUCCUGCACCGCCCGCCAUGUUCUGGAGGAGGGGAAACCUUUAGCCUGACGUUAGCAUUAGCAAUACUUUAGCUAGGCGGAGGCGCAACAAGCUCUCUGAACGCUGCAAUAAGUACAUUAUCGUGAUUUAAAUUUUUUUAAUUUUUUAAAAAUUAUUACAACUCUAAUUGGGGAAUACAUUUAGAGGUUUAUAGCACUGGAGUCUCAUUUAAAUCUGGUCAAGUUCCGAUAUAUACGGUAAUGGCACUGCCGUACUUUGUGUGUGGAGAUGGUUUUAUCAGACGUUGUUCUGGGGGACUCAGGAACACUGCACUGGCCUGAAGAAGCCUCAUAAACUCUUAUCCAGCACAAACCUUUUUCGACAAGGAGACUUCAUACUGAACACUCCUACGUGAAAGACAACACACCCGUUGCCUAAAUACACAAAUCUUUUGAAAGCUCCUAUCCUCGCGAGAGUUCAAAUUGUAUUUAUCCUCUUGGUGUCCCAUCUCAGCAUCUCAACGCCACAAUGCCAAGCUCCACCAUCCGUCGCCAAAUGAAGAACAUGGUGAACAACUACUCUGAUGCAGAAAAGAAAGUCAGAGAGGCCACCUCCAAUGACCCCUGGGGGCCCUCAUCUUCACUCAUGUCUGAAAUCGCUGAUUUAACUUACAAUGUGGUGGCCUUUAGUGAGAUCAUGAGUAUGAUCUGGAGACGGCUCAAUGACCAUGGCAAGAACUGGCGCCAUGUUUACAAAGCGCUCACCCUGCUUGACUACCUUAUCAAGACCGGCUCGGAGCGAGUGGCGUUGCAAUGCAAGGAGAACAUCUUUGCCAUCCAGACUCUGAAAGACUUCCAGUACAUUGACAGAGAUGGUAAGGACCAGGGCAUCAACGUCAGGGAGAAGAGCAAGCAGCUAGUGGUCCUUCUUAAAGAUGAAGAACGUCUCAAAGGAGAGCGGUCUCAGGCUUUGAAGACCAAAGAGCGUAUGGCCCAGGUGUCCACAGGGAGCAGUCAGAUGGGCUUUGGUCGAGGCUCUUCCCAGCCCAACCUCUCCACUUCCUACAGUGAAGAGUAUGGGAGGUCAGAGGGCUCACCUGCCUCCUACCAUGGCUCCACUUCUCCCAAUGCGGGAUCAGAAUUAGAGCAAGCCAGACCUCAGACGAGUGGUGAGGAGGAGCUACAGUUGCAACUUGCUCUGGCCAUGAGCCGAGAGGCAGCAGAGCAGGAGGAGCGGAUACGCAGAGGGGACGAUUUAAGACUACAGAUGGCUUUAGAGGAGAGUAAGAAAGGAGGUCCAGACUCUGGCAAACUGGCACACAAGAAAAAGGAGCCGCAAUCAUCGCUGAUGGAUUUGAUGAACGUUCCAGAGCCGGGUCCUGGUGGUGAUCCCUGGGGCGCAGGAGCUCUGGCCAAAGGAGACCCUUGGAAACAUUACGGUUCUGCUGCCAAGUCGGCAGGCUCAGCGGACCCAUGGGGGGCUCCUGCCUCAGUUCCACCCAUGAAGAGCACUGAUCCCUGGGCAUCGAACUCCACUCCGAUAUCCGAUCCCUGGGGGUCGGCAGCUACUCGCCCUAAGGCUUCAAACCCAGGUAGCUUUGACCUGUUCAGUGAAUCCAAUGGUACGUCCAAAGAGGACUUCUCAGAGUUUGACAGCCUGCGCUCCUCCUCCUCUGUCCCUGCUGGUGAUGGUGUUAUACCAUCUUCUGUUCCCUCCCAAGCCAGUCUUGCUAGCAGCAGCAGCUUGGACCUCUUCGACCCCCUUCCCACAUCCAUUUCUACUUCUUCAAAUCCAACCAGGAAGACUCCAGAGUCUUUCCUGGGCCCCAAUGCUGCCCUGGUCAACCUGGAUUCUUUGGUGACCAAACCGCCCCAACCUGCUCCAGCAUUCAACCCGUUCUUGGCUUCAACAGGUGGCGCCGCUGCAGGCUCCAACGCUCAUGCCAAUCCCUUCCAAGUGAGCCAGCCUGCUCCACCAACACUCAACCAGAUGCGAGUAAGCCCCAUGCCUUCGGGGUUCGCCAGCGGCAUGGCUGAUUCCAUGGCCAUAUCAUCCUUGCCCACCCAAUCCAUCACCAUGGUCCCUUUGGCAGGCAUAACCCCUGUGGGACGCCCGAUGCCUGCAGUGGGGGUCGGUGCUAUGCCCCAGCCACUGAUGAGCAUAACCCCGCAGGCUGGGGCGCAGACCACCGGAGCCACCAACCCGUUCCUUUUGUGAAGGGGAUUACUGCGGACAACUUGCGCCCAGAAUACCCUCACCCCACUUCUUAUCUUCUUUUAAGCUAUACAAAUCUUCAUCAAGGACUUGUCUUGUCCCAUUUAUCCUUUUUUCUAACCAACCUCUGCCAAGGUGGUAGACAAUGUGGCAUCCUUAACAUGACCACGCUCUUCCUCCUCUUCCUCUCUGCUCUCUCAGUGCUACAAACUGCCUCGUCCUAUGUGUUCCACUUCGAUCAGACACUGAUGUAGAUCACAGUCUAUUUGGCAUCAGAGUUAGAAUAGCAGGGAUGUUUACAGUCCCCCCCCCCACACAGAGGCAAGUUUAGACAGUCCACUUGUCUCUCACUCUUCCUGUAGGAUUGCUCCUUUCUUCUGUGGAGUGACAGAAACCUACUAACGCCAGGAUCUUAUCUCAUCACUAGAGCUAAUCGUUUUUAAGCCCUGUCAGCUAACGAGUGUGUGCAUGCGUGGGUGUAUGUGUGUGUGAGUGGUUGCACAUAACAGUGCUAUUACACUGUUGUAUUUUCCAGUAAGCUUUUCCUUCACUUAACUGGAGUUAGAAUCAUAGAGACCGUCAGAUAUGUUUAUACUCUGUGUGUAUGUUUGUGUGUGUGUGUUCGUUUGUGUGUUCCGAAGCAGGGAUUUUGCACAUUUUUUCUUUUUAAACAAAUGAUUACAGUGACUGUUGGGCUCACCAUUACACCUUAGCGUAGGCAAGGAAGCUAGUUGUAAAACACGAUGAGAUGGCUUAAACGUUGACUUUUUCUAUACCACUUCAUCACAGCGCUUAUCUGGGCACCCAAUUGGACCUCUCCCUGACCUACCACAAAAAACGUUGACCUCCAGGGGGUCACGGUAUUAACAUUGUGAAUCCUUUUCAAAGGAGAUGAACUCCCUGUCCAAGUUAAGUGGCCGCUCACAGAUGCAGAUCCUGCAACUCAAGUUGAUGUAUGACAUUAAAUCCCCACCCAAAUGUGUUUAGACAUAAAUAUAUGAACUGUGAUAGCGUCAGUAUUCAACAACAGUGAGACGUGGGAAUUUUUUUUGUUUGUACUAGGGUCAAAGGGAAGGGUGUGUGUGUGUGUGUGUUCAGCUUCCAUGUGUUCUUGAAUGAGAUAUGUCAUUUUGUAAGUUCUCCCCUGUGGUGGUGGUGUCUGCAUUUUGGUGUUGGCUCACUCAUCCAAUCAGCAACUUGAAGAGUGGAGUUACUUUGACAUACCCAUCUGGAAUGAUUUAAUCUGCUGAAACCACACCUGUUUGUGCUGGUCUUUUGAUCGUGACAAACUGUAUUCCUGGGAGGUAGUAGGUCAUUUUUUACAAUUAUUUCACUUGUUAAUCCUUAGCAGAUCCUUUUUACGUUGUUGAGGUGUGUUUACUAGCUGCAUAUUCUAAGGUCAUUUUUUAGAAGCACAACUGUUACCAAAGUCACAGCGACUGAUCUCCGAACCCCUCCCGUUUUUUUUUCUUCUUCCCAGAGUAGACCCAGCAUCAGGGUCACAUUUCACUGUUUUUCCUAUUAGUUUGAUGCACACUCCAUUGUUACUAUUUCCCAUGUUGUUUAGAGCUAUGUUUAAGUUUGUGGAAAGUAUCUCUAUAUUGGAGUAUUACUCUGUAGAAAAAAAUGAGCGUGUGUAAUAAGAGAAGAUGGAGACAACUCUCCUCUCUCUUCAAUUGUCUAUCACUGCCAAUAUUUUUACUUGUUUUCUGUCCUCUUUUAGUGUGUUGCCGCCCCCUCCUAUCUGCUGUGCUAUGCUAGCGAAACAGGAUCAUUUUUGCUCGAAAUGCAGACAUUUCUCUCAGGCAAAUCAUUGGAGGGGCAGCUUAAACUGUGUAUGAGGUGGACUUAGCAGAAGGAAGCUGGUGAUUGUUAUUUUAUUUUUUUUAUAUAAUGCUUGGCUCAUAUAUUGAUGAAUUGGAUGCAAUGCGUACGGCCCAGAAAACCUUUUGAAUCACAAAAAAAUCACAAAGAAAUAUGCAAACAUUGCCGUAAGGUCAUUUAAAAAAAGAUACAUUCAUUGCCUGGUGUGUUUUGCAAAGUUGGAUUUGCGAGUACUCUUGUUUACUUAACUCUGCCUAAAGUAAUAUAGCUACGAAAUGCUGUUUUCUCACCCUCUUUGAUUUAACUAACAUUCAAGCGAUGAUGGAUAAAUGUAAUGGCUGUAUGAAGAGGAAAAAACAUGUACGGUAACUGUUGAAUUAUGCUUCAAAUGACCACUUGUUCUGACGGUUUCCAAGUAAUGGUAUAGUUAAAUGUAGCCUGCGUGUUGCAAGCUCAUGUUACAUCACUUUGUAUUCACUACGCUUUUAUUGAGAGGAAUAACUGACCUUAGACUGUGUUUAUAUGCAUUAAUAGCCACCUUUUUAUUCUCCACGUCUAGUUACCCUUAUUGUAGUACAGGGAGCAGGCUGCUUUUUAUUCGAUAUGUGCUCAAUCUGUCAGCAUUAUAACUGUAUAAUAUAAUUUAUCAUUUGUACUAUUGUAACAUACCUUUCUUUUGUUGAGCUUUAUUAUUCUGUGUAAUGGGUUUUUGUAGGAAACGUCACCGUGGAAUCCUAACGGCAUCUAAACAAAUGAGCACAGCAGGCCGCACCCUGUUGGAUGAGUGUAGCUGCAUUGGUUUCAAAAUAAAAAUGUAUAUCAC
Phycodurus eques (leafy seadragon) is the source of this 4910-nucleotide messenger RNA. It is a transcript of the gene epn2, whose product is annotated as epsin 2. The record is from RefSeq and is a predicted model, not a curated record. Gene Ontology annotation, cellular component: endosome; plasma membrane; clathrin vesicle coat. The transcript is spliced from 10 exons. Gene Ontology annotation, molecular function: clathrin binding; phospholipid binding. Gene Ontology annotation, biological process: endocytosis. Lineage: Eukaryota; Metazoa; Chordata; Actinopteri; Syngnathiformes; Syngnathidae. Bases 578 to 2266 code for a protein of 562 amino acids.